Messenger RNA from Guillardia theta CCMP2712, 2049 nucleotides. RefSeq lists its product as hypothetical. The transcript has 23 exons. Gene Ontology annotation, cellular component: axoneme. NCBI's taxonomy places the organism in Eukaryota, Cryptophyceae, Pyrenomonadales, Geminigeraceae. The coding region runs from base 1 to 2049 and encodes 682 amino acids. Gene Ontology annotation, molecular function: microtubule binding; beta-tubulin binding. The record is from RefSeq and is a predicted model, not a curated record.
AUGGCUCCGAAGCCCAAGACGAAGGCAGAGCUCAAGGCAGAGGCAGCGGCGGAAGCAGCUCGACUAGCAGAGAUUGCUGAGCAGGAGCGACUGGAACGGGAGAGGAGGGAGGCAGAGGAGUAUGCGGCCGCACAGCAUGCUCGGCGAGAGAAGAUCAAGAGCGCGGGGGAGGAGCUUCAGUCACAGGACGAGGAAGUACAGGAGGAGCGGAGGCAGCGAGCUAGCGAGGUUGCUCUCAUGCAGCAGAAGGAGGAGGAAGAGCGAGAAUCCGAGCGGUUCUUCCAACCGACACACCUGCCGGAGCAGGACGUGAGGGAUGAGGCUGAUCUGAACUCCUACAUCCACGAGCUUCAUGUCCCAGACUCCAUAAACAUGUUGCAAGAUGCUGUCAAGCAAGCUGACGAGAUGCUCUUCAUCUGUCAUGAGUUGUCCGUGUACCGGGAAGAUGCAAAGUCCAACAACAGCAGCGCUUGCCAGUCGUGCGAGCAGUUUCGAAGGCGCCUCUUCUCCGAGAUGUUCUCGACCUUCGACAAGAUCUGCAAACAGCUGUUGCUGCGGCGAGACGAGUUCACCAACGAGAAACACGAGAUGCAGCUGUCGCAGAGGGGGACGAGGAUGCGACUCGGGCUGUGGGUGAAUGUUGCGAAGAACCUGAGGCUGAAGGCUGUGGACUACUCAGACCUUGGCCUCGGCACGGACAUUCCUCGUCCCAUCAUCACCAACAACGUCGCCCUGCGUCUGCUGCACGUCCCCGACGACCCGUUUGUCUUCGGAGAGAGCGACCAGUUUGCGUGUACCCUGGGAGGGGUCCUCGUCAUCGAGAUCUUGGAGAUGGAGCGUCUCCCCAAGGUCGUGAAGGGAUGGCACAUGCUGGAGGUGAAAGAAGGAGACGAUAAAGCGAAGAAGAUCGAAUAUGGACCUGUUGAUCCCAUCACUGGGAUCAGAGAGAAGGUCCCUCCUAUGACGGUGAGGUACACCUUGCCCGAGGACAUCCUCCUCUUCGAGCCUCCGGUCAUCGCGCGAUACGACCAGACUAGUCAGACGUGGGUUGAAGAGGACAUCAACGACACUGUCGUCUCCGAGGACUCUCCUCCCGUCGUGUCGUUCUCCUCCCGCCAGCUCGGUCCCUUUGCGAUCAUGCAGGACGUCCGUCAGCACCUCCCGUAUCUUUCAUGGGAGCUGUCGCCGCUGGAAGCAGGAGGCUGCAGGAUUGACCUGCAGACUCAGAGCUGCUCCUUGCAGAUCGAGGUUUCAAAGCACCAUGGUGGACGGAGAGUGAGGGAGGAGGGAACCACGAGUGCGGCAGCUCACGGGCUGAACAGGAAGAAGACAGACAAAGUCUCGCCUGCUGUUUUGUUCUUCCACCUGAGGGAGAUGGGAGUCUUCCUGGAGCCAGAGCUUGACCGCAACCAUCUGAGCUUGAGGAAGAAGAGCCUGGAGAUUGAGAUGGACGUCUGCAGAGGGAUAAGCAGGAUUGCACAAGACUUCUCGGUCAAGAUUUCGCAAGUCAACAAAGAACUUCCUCCCUACAUGGCUGCCGUUUCGAUCAAGCCUGCGGAGUGGGCGGGUGAGAGAGAUGCGGGCAAGGACGACUGGCGUCUUGCCUUGUUUAGGGAGAGAGGAGAAGCGAAAUUCGAGGUCGAGGACGAGCUGAGGUGCUGCUACGUUGUUCCGGACGAGGUCCUCAAGCAAAAGCAGCCGCCGCAGGAGGAGGAGAAAGAUGUGAACAACGAGGCUGCCGUUGAAAGCCAACCACCCGAACCAACAGAGGAAAAGAGCCUAAAAGACAAGGUGCUAAAGAGGCUGCGGCUAGUCAGCUACGAGGCUGAUCCGGUCCGAGCUCUGAGCGAAACCCCUGGCGGCGAGAAGGAGGAGGAGGGGCAGGAGGAGGAGGGGCAGGAGGAGAAGCAAGAGGCCGGCGGAGCUGAACUGCAGGAGAAGGAGGAAGUGAAGGAGGAGGAAGAGAGUGAGAGGAUCUACCUUGAGGGGAGGAGGCUGACGAUGGCUGCAGACAAGGCGGUCAAGGAUGAGAAGCCAGCUGAAGGAUAG